This is a messenger RNA of Penicillium subrubescens, 366 nucleotides long. RefSeq lists its product as uncharacterized. NCBI's taxonomy places the organism in Eukaryota, Fungi, Ascomycota, Eurotiomycetes, Eurotiales, Aspergillaceae. The transcript has 4 exons. Bases 1 to 366 code for a protein of 121 amino acids. The record is from RefSeq and is a predicted model, not a curated record.
AUGAUUUCCCACAAGUUCUUGAUCUUUACAAUCCUUUCAUGUGCUGCGCACUCACUGGCCGAUACUAAGCCGGCCAUUCUCUUUUCGCAGGAACCAUGCAAAGGCAAAACACUUGAAGUUCAGCCGGACGACCAAUGUGUCCUCCUGCCAAUCGGAUUAAAGAAAAACAUCAACGGCGCGGAGUUACCCACGGACGUUGUAUGCGACUUCUACACUGAUGAAAAGUGUCAAGAGCCCCUCUAUAUUGGAAUGGAGGACCCAGGCACCUGCAGCUUCAGCGACCCCGACGUGGACAUUGCAAACAAGACCGUGAGCGUCCACUGCUACGACAGUAAUGCGAUUUAUGACCAGCGAGAGAGUCUUUAA